Messenger RNA from Camponotus floridanus (Florida carpenter ant), 2537 nucleotides. RefSeq names its product ATP-binding cassette sub-family G member 4. NCBI's taxonomy places the organism in Eukaryota, Metazoa, Arthropoda, Insecta, Hymenoptera, Formicidae. Gene Ontology annotation, molecular function: ATP binding; ABC-type transporter activity; ATP hydrolysis activity. The transcript has 13 exons. Gene Ontology annotation, cellular component: plasma membrane. The coding region runs from base 257 to 2182 and encodes 641 amino acids. The record is from RefSeq and is a predicted model, not a curated record.
CAUUGAUUUUUACCGGGCAUAUCUUCCUUUGUUCCGUUGAUUGUUGACAAACGUGUUCGUUUAGCAUAUCGACUAUUGUCGUUACAUCGAACAGUUUCGUUCUCUCCUUGAAGCGACGUGUACGACUCGAAUAUUGUAUUCAUUGCGAAGAGAAUUUACGUGUCAAGGUUGUCCGCAUCCAUUGGAAAAACAGAUGAUCGUUCGAGCAUAAUCGCCCCUGUCAUUCAACGGGUACGCAUAUAAAGUGCAUAGAACGAUGGAGGUAUUGAUACACGAAGCGAGCAACGGGCAGGAAAUCAACGCGAAUCAGGCAGCGACUCGUUGCACAGGCGAUCUUAAAUUCACGUCCAAAACAAAACGGGAGGACAUUGAAGCGCUGUCUCAGAUUGAGCAUAAGGAUGACAAAGAAUCGGUCGACAUCAUCUUCGAGAACAUCACUUAUACCGUGAACCUCGGCUUUAGGAAAGGCCACAAAAAGAUUUUGCAUGGACUUAAUGGAAGACUUCCCUGCAAACAGCUGAUUGCUCUGAUGGGACCAUCUGGCGCGGGAAAAUCCACGUUACUCGACGUCUUAUCUGGCUUUCGUAUAACUGGUGUAGACGGUAUUGUACUAAUCAAUGGUCGCAUUCGGCAUCUCAAUUCCUUCCGAAAAUGUAGCGCGUAUAUUACGCAAGACGAUCGAUUAGAACCGCUACUCACUGUAAUCGAAAAUAUGAGAGUUGCCGCUGAUUUAAAACUAUCGUCGAAUACAUCGCAAUACGAAAAGGAGAUGAUCAUCGAAGAAAUUCUUACGACACUUGGCUUAUAUGAACACAUGUAUACGAGGUCUGGAAGAUUAAGUGGCGGACAAAAAAAACGUUUAUCCAUCGCCUUGGAAUUAGUUAAUAAUCCGACGGUGAUGUUUCUUGAUGAGCCGACGACAGGUUUAGACAGUUCAUCUUGUAUGCAAGUUGUAAACUUACUGAAGAUACUGGCACGGCAAGGGAGGACAAUAAUUUGCACUAUCCAUCAGCCUAGUGCAUCCUUAUUUCAACUCUUCGAUCAAGUAUAUGUCUUGGCGAAGGGGGAAUGUCUGUAUCAAGGAACAACGAGGAAAUUGCUACCUUAUUUAGAGAGUCUGAAACUACCAUGCCCUAUGUAUCAUAAUCCUGCUGAUUACAUCAUUGAACUCGCUUGCGGAGAGUACGGCGAAGAUAAAAUCAGUACGUUGAUAAAAGGAUCGCAAAAUGGGAGCAAUUUGCAGUGGUUUGAAAAUUCGGUAGAUCUGAUGGAUGCGAGAAGUUUAAGAGCGACACGUCCUUUGACAAAUAAAUUUGCCGACAAUAGUUUGCAUGCAACCAAUCUCGGUCAUCAAAUCAAAAUCUUGCUAAGAAGAGGCUACAUCAUGUGUAAAAGAGAUACGACAUUGACACACUUACGCAUCGGGGUCAACAUAAUCGUUGGUUUAAUGUUGGGCUCGGUUUUCUUCCGAUCCGGUGCCGAUGGUUCGCGUGUUUUAGACAACUACAAUCUCCUCUUCUCAAUCUUGAUGCAUCACAUGAUGACGACGAUGAUGCUUACUAUAGUGACGUUUCCGAUGCAGAUAUCUAUCUUGGUAAAGGAACAUUUUAACAGGUGGUACAGCUUGAAAGCAUUCUACACCGCUAUAACGUUAAUUGACGUGCCAAUUUCGAUAACAUGCUGCAUCAUUUUCUCAUUAAUCAUCUACUUGAUGUCGGCACAGCCAUUGGAGUUUAUUCGAUUCUUCAUGUUUCUAACUAUCAGCAUGUUGGUGAUGUUUAUAGGGCAAGGUACCGGUCUCAUGAUAGGCGCUGUGUUUAACGUUGUGAAUGGAACAUUUAUGGGACCGACACUAUCAGUACCAUUGAUGAUGUUCUCCGGAUUCGGUGUCUCAAUACGCGAUCUACCAUACUAUCUCAAAUGGGGCAGUCAUAUCAGUUAUUUAAGAUACGGCUUAGAAGGAUUCAUUGGAGCCAUUUAUGGUCUUGGUAGACCAAUUCUAGAUUGCAAGGAGAAGGGUGAGCUGUACUGUCAUUAUAGAUAUCCCUCCAAAUUUCUUUCCGAUAUCGCUUUGAAGGGGGACCAAUUCUGGAAUGAUAUUAUUGCGCUGACCGUGAUACUAAUCAUCACACGGUGUGGCGCAUAUCUGCUUCUACGAUUGAAAAUUAUAUCGUAUCGGUAAAGACAAGCAUAUGCAGAUAGGUCUUCGCAACAAAAUAGAACUAUUUUGUUUACAUUCUGAUUGGACGUGAGUGCGACAUAUGCUUGAUGUUCGAAUUUAUAUCCGAAAUAGAAACCGAAAUCGUAUUCUCGCCAAACGAAUAUAUUUUUUCGAUUGAUCGAGUUUUAUUUGAUUGAUUAGUCAUUCGUUCUAUCGGAUCGUACACAUGUUUAUUAUUAUCGGAAUUUAUCCCCGAACAGGUAUUUAUGCGGCAAAAAGAGUGCCAUAAAUUUUUUACAUAUUUGGUAUAUAAAAUAAUUGUACUCAAUAUGGUCUAAAUGUACUUUUUGUAUUAUUUUUUUAUCGGUUUUCUAAU